Arvicola amphibius (Eurasian water vole) is the source of this 2214-nucleotide messenger RNA. RefSeq names its product solute carrier family 16 member 9 (gene Slc16a9). Gene Ontology annotation, molecular function: monocarboxylic acid transmembrane transporter activity. Gene Ontology annotation, biological process: transmembrane transport; monocarboxylic acid transport. The transcript is spliced from 6 exons. The record is from RefSeq and is a predicted model, not a curated record. Lineage: Eukaryota; Metazoa; Chordata; Mammalia; Rodentia; Cricetidae. The coding region runs from base 643 to 2148 and encodes 501 amino acids.
GGUGCCACGGCAAAGGAGAGCGGCGAGUGGGACCACCCCGGGAGUGACUUCCCGGGGUGGGGACGGGAAGGUGGAGCCGGCGGGGAGGGUUGCACUCCACGUGUCCCUGGGGCUGAGGGCGGCGGCGGUGGAUCGCGCGCGGCGGGACCUGUCGCCCAGCGCACGGCCGGGAUCAGCAACCGCGGCCCCAGCCGAGCCCGGGACUCAGGUAAAGGCCCCAGAAGCCGGGGAGGUCCCGGUCGGAGCAAAUCGGUUACUCAGCAAACUGCAGCGAGAGAAGGCGGCGCUGUCACCCGCGGGUGCACAGCUGGCGGCCGGCUUCUGGUCCCGCUGUCUGACCCGGACUGAAGCUGAGAGUGCCCUGAGAACGCCGCAGCGUGCUCUGCACCCCUCCCCCUUUAAAAAGAACAAAAGAAAGAAAGAAAGAAAAAAAGAGUGCUUGCCUUUGCAUAACACUUCCAGGAAUCUGAGGACUGCAUUUUGCGUGGAGUAGGGGGAGCAAGGGGAUGAAAUCCGGAAGAUAUGCGGGAGCCCCCCUGACAUGAGUCUGCCGGGAUACCUUCUGCAGGUGUUGGUGGCAGUUCAGAAAAAGGCAUAAGACCCAGUACCUACUGAGAAGCACCGCGUUGACGUCAUCUCGCCAUGGAGUUUCCGAAGUCACCUGAUGGCGGGUGGGGCUGGGUGAUUGUGGCUGUCUCCUUCUUCACUCAGUUCCUCUGUUACGGAUCCCCGCUGGCCGUCGGGGUCUUGUACAUAGAGUGGUUGGAUGCCUUCGGUGAAGGCAAAGGAAAGACAGCCUGGGUGGGAUCCCUGGCGAGUGGAGUCGGCUUGCUUGCAAGUCCCGUCUGCAGUCUCUGUGUGUCAUCUUUCGGAGCGAGAUCUGUCACCAUCUUCAGUGGCUUCCUGGUGGCUGGAGGCCUGAUGCUGAGCAGUCUUGCCCCCAAUAUCUACUUUCUGUAUUUUUCCUAUGGCAUCGUUGUAGGUCUCGGAUGUGGCUUAUUGUACACCGCGACAGUGACCAUAACCUGCCAGUAUUUUGACAGCCGCCGAGGCCUCGCGCUUGGCCUGAUUUCAACAGGUUCAAGCGUGGGCCUCUUCAUCUACGCUGCUCUGCAGAGGAUGCUGAUAGAGUUCUACGGCCUGGAUGGGUGCCUACUUAUUGUGGGUGCGCUGGCUUUAAACAUACUCGCCUGUGGCAGUCUGAUGAGGCCCCUGCAGUCUCCCGACUGCCCUUUUCCUGAAAAAAUAGCUCCGGAGACCGUUCUAGAGAGAUACUCCACGUACAGUGAGAAAGAGAAGAGCCUGGAAGAAAAUCUGAACAUCUUGGACAAGGGUUACAGUACCGAAGAUAAAUGCAACAACACCUUGCCCAAUGGUGACUGGGCCCGGGACAACCCCCCAAACCCCACAGCUGCAGCACACAGAAAGAAGGUCGUGGAGCAGACUUAUUUUUGCAAGCAGCUUGCCAAGAGGAAAUGGCAGUCGUACAGGAGCUACUGCGGCGAGACCGCGUCUCUUUUUAAAAACAAAGUCUUCACGGCGCUUUUCAUCGCCAUCUUGCUUUUUGACAUCGGAGGGUUUCCGCCGUCGCUGCUCAUGGAGGAUGUCGCGAGAAGUUCCAACGUGAGGGAAGAGGACCUCACCAUACCGCUCAUCUCCAUUAUUGGCAUCAUGACAGCCGUGGGCAAGCUUCUUUUAGGCAUCAUGGCUGACUUCAAGUGGGUCAACACCUUGUAUCUCUAUGUAGCUACCCUGAUCAUCACGGGCCUGGCCUUGUGUGCAAUCCCCCUUGCCAAGAGUUAUAUCACCCUGGCGAUACUUUCUGGGAUCUUGGGUUUUCUUACUGGUAAUUGGUCCAUCUUCCCGUAUGUGACCACAAAGACUGUAGGGAUUGACAAAUUAGCGCACGCCUAUGGAAUCCUCAUGUUCUUCGCUGGACUUGGGAACAGCCUCGGGCCGCCGAUUGUUGGUUGGUUCUACGACUGGACGCAGACCUAUGACAUCGCCUUCUAUUUUAGUGGCUUCUGCGUCCUGCUGGGGGGCUUCAUCCUGCUGCUUGCCGCCUUGCCCUGUUGGGACGCGUGCAACAGGAAGCUCCCUAAGCCAGCACCAACAGCCUUUUUCUACAAAGUUGCCUCUAAUGUUUAGAGGGAUAUUAAAAGGCAUUAUUUUCUCUAUUUUUCUACUUUAUACUAUAUGUAUACACACAACACA